This is a messenger RNA of Dipodomys ordii (Ord's kangaroo rat), 1183 nucleotides long. RefSeq names its product steroid 5 alpha-reductase 3 (gene Srd5a3). Gene Ontology annotation, molecular function: 3-oxo-5-alpha-steroid 4-dehydrogenase activity. Gene Ontology annotation, biological process: polyprenol catabolic process; dolichol-linked oligosaccharide biosynthetic process. The record is from RefSeq and is a predicted model, not a curated record. Gene Ontology annotation, cellular component: endoplasmic reticulum. NCBI's taxonomy places the organism in Eukaryota, Metazoa, Chordata, Mammalia, Rodentia, Heteromyidae. The transcript has 5 exons. The coding region runs from base 8 to 1012 and encodes 334 amino acids.
GCAGGCCAUGGCUCCCUGGACGGGCGCCGAGCUCCUGGCCCUGAGCCCGCUGCGCGCGCUGUGGCUAGCGCUGGCCGCCGCCUUCCUGCUGGCCCUGCUCUUGCAGCUCGUGCCGCCCGGCCUGUUCCCGGGCUAUGCGUUCUUCCAGGAUCUGAUCCGCUAUGGGAAGACCAAGCUGGGCGGAGUGCCGCGCCCGGCCGCCUGCCGCGCCUUUGACGUCCCCAAAAGAUACUUUUCUCACUUCUAUGUCAUCGCUGUACUAUGGAAUGGCUUCCUGCUUUGGUUCCUUAUACAAUCUCUGUUCCUGGGAGUGCCUUUUCCAAACUGGCUUCAUGCUUUGCUGAGAAUUCUUGGAGCAGCACAGUUCCAAGGGGGUGAGCUGGCACUGUCGGCGUUCUUGGUGUUGCUGUUCCUGUGGCUGCACAGUGCACGGAGACUCUUCGAGUGCCUCUAUGUCAGCGUCUUCUCCAAUGCCGUGAUUAAUGUAGCGCAAUACUGUUUUGGACUUGUCUACUAUGUCUUGGUUGGCCUAACUGUGCUGAGCCAAGUACCAAUGGAUGGCAGGAAUGGUGAGUGGUCCCUCCCAUAUCACAGGCCUCCUGAGGGGUGGUCUUCAGUCUAUGUGAUAGGGAAAAACGUCCUGAUGCAAGCGCGAUGGUUUCACAUCCUGGGAAUGGUGAUGUUCAUCUGGUCCUCCGCACAUCAGUAUAAGUGCCACGUCAUCCUCGGCAAUCUCAGGAGAAACAAAGCAGGCAUAGUCAUUCACUGCAACCACAGGAUCCCUUUUGGAGACUGGUUUGAGUACGUCUCUUCCCCAAAUUACCUAGCAGAGCUCAUGAUCUACAUUUCGAUGGCUGUCACCUUUGGUUUCUACAACACAACUUGGUGGCUAGUGGUGACAUAUGUCUUCUUCAGCCAAGCCCUGUCUGCGUUCCUCAGCCACAAAUUCUACAAGAGCCAAUUUGUCUCCUACCCAAAGCACAGGAGAGCUUUCCUGCCAUUUUUGUUUUAAGAUCACCUCCGUCAUGAGGAAUGCAAGCCAGGAGACAAGUUCAAGUUCCUAGAGACAUAAAGUCAAAAGCCUGCAGGAUUUUCUACUUUUACACAAAGAACUUCUUUUUUUUUUUUUUUUUGCCAGUCAUGGUGCCUGAACUCUGGGCCUGGGCACUGUCCCUCCGCUCUU